Ichthyophthirius multifiliis is the source of this 780-nucleotide messenger RNA. Its product is annotated as mitochondrial carrier protein, putative. The transcript has 2 exons. NCBI's taxonomy places the organism in Eukaryota, Ciliophora, Oligohymenophorea, Hymenostomatida. Gene Ontology annotation, biological process: transmembrane transport. The record is from RefSeq and is a predicted model, not a curated record.
AUGUAUUAAAAACAAGAAAAAAACACUUUUUUAAAUAAAACUGAUAAUUUAAUCCGUCUUUUAUCAGGAGCUGUUUCUGGUACUCUCUCUCGUACAGCUGUUGCACCAAUUGAGCGUCUAAUAAUUCUCCGAUAAACCAAAACUCCUAAAUAUUUUCAAAAAUCUUUACUUUAAUCUCUACUAACUAUGUAUAAAACUGAAGGCAUAACCUCCUUAUUCAAAGGCAAUUUAGCAAAUUGCUUACGUAUAGCCCCUUAUUAAUCUAUAGAGUUUUUUACUUUCGAUUUAUAUAGAUAUUAUAUCCAAAAUUUAUUCCAAAUAUAAAAAACAUCUACAUAUAAUACCACAAGCAUGCUCUUUUGUGGAGCAUUAGCCGGUAUGACUGCCUAUACAUGCGUUUAUCCUUUAGACUUAGCCAAAACACAUCUCGCAAUCCAUACAGACAGCAAUACUAGGUACUCUAUUAACCAAAUACUUUCCCGAAUUUAUUAAAAUGAGGGUUUUUUUGGUUUAUAUAAAGGCAUGAGUGCUACCUUAUUAGGCUGUAUGGCAGUCACAAUUACUUACCCGACCGAUUUUAUACGGAGAAGAUUAUAAAUUACUCAAAUAGGUAAUAAUUAGAAAGUUAAAUUAGUAUAAUUUGCAACUAAUAUAGUCAAAUAAGAAGGUUUUCUUACUUUAUAUUGUGGUUUGAUGACUACUUAUGUUAAAAUUAUACCUUCUACUGCUUUAGCUUUUGCAAUAAAUGAAUAUAUGAAAAAUUAAUUUGGGAUAUAUUGA